CAACAACAAAGUCGUCGUCGCCGUCAUUUACACUACAAUGGCGAGAAUGGGUGGAUUAAUAAUGUGGGCCUCGGUUCGCUUCUCUCCACCUUACCCAGGUGGCUCUCCUCGUGCUUAAGACUCCGCUGUUCCCGCCGUCCAUCUUGCCGUUCUGGUGUCAUCACCUCACUGCACUCCAUCGAUCUCACCACCAACCUCGUCCCAUACACCGAACGAUCUCAUCACAUCUAUAACGAACAGUUCCUUCACAUCAACAGCCAAAAUGACUUUCAACCUCGUUGCCGUCGUUUACCCCAAGGAGGGCAAGCUUGAGCGCGUCAAGGAACUCGGCAAGGAGAUUUCCGCCUGGGUUGAGGCCAACGAGCCCAACACGCUCCAGUACCACUGGUCUACCUCGAAGGAGGACGACAAGCCUGUUAUCGUCAUUCAGGAGAUCUACGCCGACGAGGCUGCCUUCAACGCUCACAAGGAGAGCCCCAAGUUCGGUUGGUUGAUCGAGACUGCCACGAAGGAGGAUCUCUUCGCUGCUCCUAUCAAGAUUCUGUUCCUUGAGCCGUUCACUGGUUUUUCUGGCCCGAGUUCUGUGUUAAGAGAAGCCUGGGUAGAAAAGGCGCGCAGAUGGGAUAAGAAGGUCGUAGUUCUUGCCAGUACCGGUUGGGAGAAGCAUUGGGUGUGGUCAACUUUUUCACGCAAGGAAGUAGAAAGAGCUGCUACAUUGAGAAGGAUGAACAAAAAAGCAUACCGAAGGAGAACCAAUGGGGGAAGCCGGGAAAAGUCCCUGCCGGCUAAGAGGAUCAGCCUUAUUAUCAGCGGCCGGGAUCACGAUGCAUUUAAAGAUACUGCCGGCUCAACAACGCGAUCCCCGGAUGCUUGUUCACGUGGCUCAUUCAGUUCGUUGCUUCGGCAGCCCGGACGGGAACUUGGGGAAGAAUGCGGGGCAAGCGGGUCUGAAUCCGGGGAGUCCCGGGUCUUGGCGAUAACGGUUCCGUUCCAGACGGGAGAAUGGAACCCGAAGAAACCCAAUCCAGGGGUAAAUUCCACUCGAAAGGUUCCCCUGGGAACCCUGGGGUUCUCGAGGCCCUCGACAGGGUCUCGCGAUGGGGAGAUGCAAUCCAGAGUGGCUCCCAAUGAGGUCAUCGGUCGAGUCAUUGUUCACUUCAACAGCCUGUGUCAGUGA
Molecule: messenger RNA, 1177 nt
Organism: Neurospora tetrasperma FGSC 2508
Lineage: Eukaryota; Fungi; Ascomycota; Sordariomycetes; Sordariales; Sordariaceae
Exons: 7
Coding region: 263-1177 (304 amino acids)
Source: RefSeq, a predicted model, not a curated record